AUGCUGAAAGAACAGGAAAGGAAUUUAUCAAGAAGAUUAGACUUGGAAAGAAGAAAGAUUCAGAUGUUUCAAGUGCUAAAAUCAAAGAGGCAGUCUACACCAGUUUUUACAACCUCAUUAUUGACCAAAGUUAAUGAUCUUACAAAUAGCCUUAAAUAUUUAUUGUCUGCUUGGAUUGAUCCUGUGAUGAGAGAAAAAGAACAAUAUUUGUCUAAUAUCAAUGCUUUCUGUGAAAUGAAUUUUGAUAGUAACUUUAAACAAAUAGACUCACGAUAUAGUAAUACUUCUGUAUCUGAUAUAACUGAUAAUACUUCAAAUUUUGAUGAACCUGAUUCAGAUAUAUCUAAAAAUAUAUCUGAUAAUACUUCAAAUCCUGAUAUAUAUCAGAAAAUAAUUGAAGAAUUUCUAGAUCAAAUGUAUAAAGAAAACAGUAAUAAAAUAAAAGAAGGAAAUCAGAAAAAGAAAUUUCAGAUUCAAGGAUUAGUGCAAAAUACUUCUGAUAUACAAAAUGAG
This is a messenger RNA of Racocetra fulgida, 513 nucleotides long. Lineage: Eukaryota; Fungi; Glomeromycota; Glomeromycetes; Diversisporales; Gigasporaceae. The record is from the annotation of a GenBank genome assembly.